Molecule: messenger RNA, 586 nt
Organism: Effrenium voratum
Lineage: Eukaryota; Dinophyceae; Suessiales; Symbiodiniaceae
Source: the annotation of a GenBank genome assembly
UUUUGAAGAGAGGGGAGCUGCUUUGUCCCGAUGGACGUGCAGCCUUGUGCACAUGGAAGAAUUGAAGGCUGACCUCAAACUCAUACGAGAAGAACUGCCACAGGGCACCUGUGACGUGGAGUUGGUGGAUUCGGAUCUAUUCCAAUGGGAGGUCAGCUUGGCCGGGCCUGAAGGCACCCCGUACAAAGGUGGAAAGUUCCGCUUCCUUUUGUGGUUUCCUCUAGACUUUCCGCAUCGCACCCCGCGGAUAAAGUGCUUGACACCGAUGUAUCAUUGCAACAUAGACCAGAAUGGCUCGGUAUGCUUGGAUUUGGAGCAUGAACUGCUGCGGCUAAAGCUGGGUGACACGGAGGGGCCCUCUUCAACACGAAGCUCGGCGUACUGCAUCGUGCAGGCUCUGCUGUCUCUGCAACUUGCCCCGAACAGAGGCUCGCCGCACCCGUGCCAGAAGACGGGCUGGUUUACGAAGCCAGCAGGCUGCUGUUGUGCGACCCGCAAGAGUACAACCGGAAGGCUCAGGAGUGGACUCUCCGCUACGCCUAAAACAGGCGCUUAGCGUUUUCACGCAACAGGCCGUGAGAAGGGC